This is a messenger RNA of Schistocerca piceifrons (Central American locust), 1347 nucleotides long. Its product is annotated as facilitated trehalose transporter Tret1-like. Gene Ontology annotation, biological process: transmembrane transport. The coding region runs from base 1 to 1347 and encodes 448 amino acids. NCBI's taxonomy places the organism in Eukaryota, Metazoa, Arthropoda, Insecta, Orthoptera, Acrididae. Gene Ontology annotation, molecular function: transmembrane transporter activity. The transcript is spliced from 4 exons. The record is from RefSeq and is a predicted model, not a curated record. Gene Ontology annotation, cellular component: membrane.
AUGGGCUCGGCCAUGGUGUGGCCGGCGAUGGCGCUGCCACAGCUGAUGUCUGCAGACAGCGGACUCCGAGAUCGGCCGAUAACUGUGGAUGAGGCAUCCUGGGUGGCCUCUCUGCAGCUACUCAGCAACAUGGCGUUCAUUCCCUUGACUGCGGCUGCCAGCGCUCACGUGGGCCGCAAAAUGCUCGGCUACGCCACAGCAACACCGCUGCUCGCCAGUCUGAUCAUCCAGAUGUUCUCAACUUCCAUCGAAGCUCUCUACAUCGCAAGGGUGCUGGCUGCUGUGCAGAGUGCUGGCUCUGUGAUGCUCACGACGCUGUACAUCAGCGAGACGGUUAGCGAUGAGGUGCGAGGCAGCGUGGGCUGCAUGCUGCCCCUUCUGUGCAACAGCGGCAUCCUGUUUGCUUACAUCAUCGGCGCUUUCCUGCCUUACUACGUCGUCCUGUACGUGAACGUCGCUCCUGUGGCCAUCUUCUGGUUCUGUUUUGCCUUCAUGCCGGAGACCCCAUACAGGCUGGCAUCUACUCAUCGAUAUCAAGAGGCAAGAAAGGCGCUGAGGUGGCUGCGCCGUGGAAUCUCAGAUGAGCAGGUGGAGCAUGAGAUGGAACGCAUUCGGGCGUCCCUGGCUGGAGACGGCACCCAGGAUGGCGGCGCUGGACGCGUCACGCUCAAGGAGAUCUGUUCCAGAGCCCCGCUCAAGGGCUUCGCCAACGUCGCCACCCUCGGCGCCAGUGUGCAGCUAUGCGGCUCCUUAGCUGUGCUUAACUAUGCCGUCAUGAUGUUCGAUGAGGCCGGCGGAUCUGUGCCUUCCGAGUUGGCAACAAUUAUUCUAGGUGCGCUGCAGGUUGUGGGCACUUUGGUGUCUGCACUGGUGAUAGACCGCCUAGGUCGACGACCCCUGCUGUUUCUCUCUAAUGGGAUUGUCGGGACUUCGGUAGCAGUCCUGGGUGUCUACAUGUACCUCAAGCAAGAGAUGGAGGUGGACCUGUCUUCCUUUGGCUGGCUUCCUGCCACAUGUCUCUCUAUAUAUUGUUUUACACUGGCAGUUGGACUGAGCUCACUGCCAUAUGUGGUGCUAUCUGAAAUAGUGGCUCCAAGGAUCAGGCCCGUGGCCGCCAUUAUCAUGUACACAAUGCUCAAUGGCACUUCAACCAUCAUUACCAAACUUUAUCCAGCCAUGUCAGAGACAAUGGGAGCUUACGGCACCUUCUGGUUCUUUGCAGCUGUCUGUCUGGUCUGUGCUGUCAUCGAAUGUUGGUUGCUACCAGAAACCAAGGGACGACCUCUGGAGGACAUUAUCAAGGAACUUAAUGGUGCAAAGGAUGUCAUUAUCGACAGCUCCCAAUGA